CUAUAUAUGUACAUAGAUAUGUAUGAAAGUAAAUAAUUUAUUCGUAAAACACAAAAAACAGCUGAUACUGGUGUUCUGCUUAUCGUAUAUUGCAUUAACUGGCGACGCUGCUUAUCUAAUGGGAAAUGGAAACAAUUAAAAUACGUGGCGAGGGCACAGUCUGCUUAUGAGAUGAAAGUAUAUAAAUUGCGCCAUUCCCACGACAAUUGGGUCUACGUAACCGGAGCGACCCAAAUUAAUUCCCAAAAACUCCUGUGGAGGACUCAUGUUGAGGCGUCCACUUCCAAGGCUAUGAGAGCGCUGAUGAUGUGCAAAUGUCUCGUGAUGAAAUACUGGGGAUGGACCCCAUCAUGAUUGUAUGUACGAGCAAUAAUAACUUUUGUGGCAGCGGCUUUGGCUUCCAUCACUACUCUAGCAACAGUAACGCAGGUUUCUCGCCAAGAUUCAAUGUCUGACGUGUUUGUAUCACUGAACCUAGGAGCACAUGUCCGAAGGUAGCGCUGGAAAUAAUCCUUGAACUGUAGCCACUUCAUCUUACUGUUGAACAAGCGGCAAGGCGAACUCUCCUAAACUUCGCGAGUGAGCGCUUUGCCAAAGCGUCAUCUGCAGGAAAACAUAGCGAACUGCUAUUACAAAAAACAAAACGAGCGAGCAAAUAUCGAACCAUGGGCGUAGAAUUUGUUUUGUGAAAAAAUUUUGAUUUCCUAUAUUUGCAUCCGUUUUCCUUACAAAUCGCCACUUAUUUUGACGCAAUGCACGAUAGCGAUCUGGUGGAAAAUGCAGAUAGUGUUAAUUACCUCAUAACAGAGCUUUGUCGCAGUCUCGCAAGCCAGCAUGGAUUGGAGGAGCCCGAAUGCAGCACAGCUGUCAGAAAACUGAAGCCACUUGCCUUUGAAAUCCUGCUAAAAAAGUCAACACAGCCGCAUUCCUAUCCGCCAGCAGAUGAUGAGUCCGAAUUCGAUCCACAACGUGCUGUUGAUAUGCACAUCUUUGCCGCCAAGCUCCAUUCGCGCGCCGAUUCACAGGUUUGUGCGCGCUAUGAGGCGCUCGAACAGCAGAUGGCAGACAUAAGUCAUGUGCCGUAUUUUACUGACGGUCCGGGCCGUGGUGUGCUGCAGCUGUUGCUCUUGCUGCAAGGUAACGUGCGAGAAGAGGAGCAAGUACCUGUGCCAAGUCCGCCCGCGUUACUGGUGCCCGGACCCUUUACGCUCUUCGCCAGCUAUGAGAAUAAUCGAUACUACCCGAAGCCACAAAUAUGCGAUUGGUUGCAUCCACAACCGCGUUUUUUCAAAGGAGUGCAAGACGUUAAGGCUUUGAACAAUCCAUAUAUGCCGAAAUACUUGCUGGGCGAAGAAUGCAAUUUGCUGGCAAAAAUAGAGCAGAAGUAUGGUGCUAGGGUAGACCGCCGGCCAGCUACAGCACAAGAUUGCACUUUUACGGCCAUGACUCGUCGAUUGCUAGGAGCUUCGGUGCGCGUGAAUAUGAAUGCUUUUCGAUUGUUGACCGAUUGUGAACCACAGUCUGCGGAGAAACUGAAUUUUAAGUUUAAAAUGCCCUUUCCACGUGAACCUGUGCCUGUGAUUGAAAAAACAGCCAGUAUUAAGGAAGAGCCUCGUAUUUUAUCCUGGAAUUGGCAAAGUUUGGGCUGCCGUGGUGUGCUGCGUCAGCGACCCUUCGCCAGUGAAGCGGAAGUGAUGAUCGACCUCAAGUGCCAUUUGUGGCAAGUGCAUGGACGCAAGUUCGAAGUGAGUCUCAUGAGCUGCGUCGACUUUAUGCACGAUCUUAAGGCACUAACUGCUGGAAUACAGUCGGAGACAUUUCAGCAUGACGAGCAAAUGGUGUUUACCAUGCGGCCAAAUAUUACUGUAGAAGGCUUGCUGCCGGAGACGGUUAGAAGCUAUGCGGAGAGCUUCUUGGACUGUGGCACCUGCUACAAGCGGCUGAAUACGAUGAUACAGAAGAAGGACUAUAAGUUCAUGUUUGAGGGAUUUAUAUUUCGGGCACUUUGCAGCGCUAUCGAUGAGUACCUGCUCACUUUUCGCCAGUACGUGUUUGCGCAUCAUGAUGACACCUUAAUUGCUUACUAUGCACGCAUGCGCAAAAUUAUGCGGCAAAUAAGCAAUUUGUCAUUUACGCUGGCCAUACACACGGAUGUUGAUUCACAUGUUACUCUGCCUAUGGGAUCGCAGUUUCUGGGCUACCUGUACCGCGAGAUAGUACACACCACCGAGAAGGACUAUAUAAUGCUGUUGGUUUACAUAUUAAAGUCGUGCUGUCACGUCUACUUCAAGCAUCUGCAGAAAUGGAUUUACUAUGGGCUUUUGGACGAUCCCUCCAAUGAGCUUUUCAUCUGCUUCGUGGACCACUAUCGGCCCAAUACUAAGUACUUCUAUGACAAGGCCUACUUUGUGCGCAAGGAGUCUGUGCCGGGCUUCUUUCAAGGCUACGAAGACGAUAUUUUGCAGUGUGGAAAGUACACGAUGUUGCUGAAAGCCUACAAACCGAAUCACCCACUUUUCACGCUUGACUACCCACUUAUUUCCGUGUGCCUCACCUACGAUGAGAUUCAGCGUCUAAAAAGAAAAUGCGUGAAGUAUAGAGAGCGCGCACAAGCAGCUUGUGGCAUAGCAGAAGUCAGCAUUCGCCGAAUAUUCGAGGCACGUUCCGCCAUGAAGCGCGAAUUCUACCAACGCGCCUGCAAACGCACCCGUGAGAAUCUCGAAAAAUGGUCACUAGAGCAGCAUGACCGCGCCUUGCUGGCUGCCGAGCAGAAGAGGCGGCGCCACCAUGAGUUGACGACACAGCUGCAAGAUGCAAAGCAGCGCAAAAUCGAUGAGCGCCGUGCCAAUGUGGAGUUGGAGUUGCGCUUGCUGCGCGAAACCGAGAAGAUAGAAGAGCAGCGACUGUUGCGUGAGAAUAUUAACCUACGCAAGCGCAUUGAGUACUAUCAAGAGCUCAGCGAUAUGAUGCGAAAGGAUGAAAGCGAAAAAGUGGCGCCAAAUCAGCCAUCUGAACCACAAGCCAAACAGGAACAGCCGCCGAAAUUGAGUCCGCAGAGUGAUGGCAGCGCUGAUAGCGCACACGCGCCGCAGACUCCCUGCAGCGGCGGCAGCGGCGGCACCGAGACGGACUUUGAGUCGUGCUGCGACGAGGAGGGCAAGGUUGGCGAUGCCCAAGUUGAUGCGGACGCUGAUGCUGACUCAGCGUCGCUGUAUGCCGAGUGCUUGUCAGAGGAGUUUGAGCAAAAAUUUGUGGAGAACGAAAAUGAGCUGAAAACGAUUUGUGCCAAACUAGUGUGCAGUGAUAGCCCGCUCGAGACAGAUAAGACAUUAGUGUUGCUAGAAGAACCUGCGGCUGGCGCGACGCAGGAAGUCAGCUCGGAUGCUAGUUUAGAUAGUGCAUUGGGCUUUACACAAUCAGACACUACUGGCCUCCUGGUAGAUGCGUCCAAAACAACAUUCCUGAAGCGUAGCGCCUCUGACGUGAUUAAUUCGAAUGAGCUGCCAAUGGGCGGUAAUGCGAGACAAACCAUCAGAGGCACCACAGUGACCAUUUGUCCGGCACCCACUGCGCUAGCCCCACCAGCAAACGAGAGACCAAUCACCGAGGCUCAGCGCAACAAGAUACGCGUUCUCGCUCACGAAUUUGGCACCUAUUGCUCAACCACACCCCAGCAGCCAAUCCAACCUGACAUCAAUCUGAAUACGCUCCCGGACAGCGAGUUGACGGACUUGCAGCGCAACCGCCGACGCAUGAUGCAGAACGAUCUUUUCGCUGAAUACAACAAAAGCCCGCUAGCCGACCGCGCACAUCUCAAUCUCAACUUGGACACAGAACGCGCACGCAAUCGACGUCGUGUGCUAGAGAGCGAAUUCGAUAUACUCACCGGAAAGACGCCCUCAGAGCAGGCAGCCACACCGAUGUCCACCACCUCUGAUACGCCGCUCACAGAGAGUACUUCGGAGCUGACUGCCGCAAUUGCCCAGCAAAGUGAUCGCGCUAACGGUAAUACGCCCACGAAGAUGCCUCUAAAAAUUAAUGUUCAGUUGGCGAAUGAGCAGCAGCCAAAAGCAGUGGAAGGGGUGUCCUCCGGCGCUGGGUUGCUCGGCUGCCAAACUGCGGACGCCCAUGAUCCAUCUGCGACACCUGAAAGCGCGCUAAACACCGCCGGCUUGCAGGCCAAGCACGGUUUUGAUUUUGUUGACGCUGAGCGCGAGAAGAAGCAACAGCAAGCAAUAGCUAUGGAGGCGCCCAUACAGCCGGACGCUAUGUCUGUCUCCUCAGGUGCCGAAUCAGAAGAGGAACUCGCCAUACCAGUGCAAGAUGACAGCGAUCCCUACAAACGUAGUCGGGAGCUGCUCGAUAGCAACUUCACCUGUGCCACGCGCAGCCCUUACAUGCGCCUGAACAUGAGUACCACGCCAAUGGUAGUGGCGGGCAGAAAGUCACGCGAGUCGCUGCAGCAGUUGAAGGUCAACAGCAUGAGCGUCAUAACGCUAACAGAAUUUCUACAAAAAUCCGUCAUAUUGCCAAUGACCACACAUCUCGGUUUGGUCAACAAUGAGGUGAUGCGUUUGUUUCUCGAAGAGCUGCGGAUCCUGGAUCACCUUCGUAGCUUGCGCCACUAUUUUUUCCUGAUGGACGGCGAAUUUGGCUCGAUUAUUUGCGAUGGCAUCAUAGGUAAGCUGGAGAGUGGGGCUACACCUGCGAAGCUGCUCAACUACCAGAUGCUGCAUUCUAUACUCGACACCGCGCUUGUAUCGAGCAUCACGGGCAAUGACAAAAAUGCCGAGAAUCUCUCCUUCACCAUCAGUGAUGUGCCUCAGAAAUUCGAUCUCACCAAUCCGGGCGUGUUAAACGUGCUCAGCCUAAGCUAUCGCAUCGAAUGGCCGCUGAAUCUCAUACUCAGUCCCGAAACGCUCGAACAGUAUGGCAACAUAUUCAAAUAUCUCAUCAAGGUUCGUCGCAUCAGUUGGGUAUUGGAGCGGGCCUAUCAGUUGCUCAAGGAGGCUGUGAAGAAGCAUGGCAAGCAAAUACUAAAAUCGCCGCAAUAUCGGCACGUGCAACUGAUGCGCCACAAAUUCUAUCACUUUGUGCAUGCACUGCAGAAUCACAUCACCGCUAAUGCAUUGCAAGCGUCGUGGAAGACAUUCAAAGAUGACCUGCUGCAGGCAAAGUCCAUCGAGGACAUCUAUCGUAAGCAUACAACCUACGUGAAACGUAUUCUCUUCCUUUGCAUGUUGAAUCGACACAGCGCCGAGUUUUACAAUACCAUCGAAAGUAUAUUCAAAAUCUCGCUGAAGUUCUACAACAACUUGAAGUCGCGCGAAUUCAAGCAACGCAGCGGCGACGAGCACUUUACGCAUUCGCGCUACGAAAAACUCGCCAACGAUGAACAGGAAUUUGAUAAAUUCAUCAAAUUCACUAUAUAUUUGGGUAAUAAGAUUGUGCGUCAUGGCUAUCAGGAGGAGAUUGGCCAGUUGAUUGCCUUGAUUAAUUUCAAUCAGUACUACAGCGCAAGUACGAUUGCAUAAUGUUAAGAUGUUGCUGUUGUUGUACCCAAAAGGUUUUGGCAAGUAAUGGCCAGAUAUUAAUCUACGUCGUUCUGGUUACGUAGAGCCGGCUGACGUGAGAACGGCUAUUAUUGGCUCAAAUGUCUUAAAUGUAAACGCUGAAUUUAUUUGCUUAUAUAAAA
Molecule: messenger RNA, 5695 nt
Organism: Rhagoletis pomonella (apple maggot)
Lineage: Eukaryota; Metazoa; Arthropoda; Insecta; Diptera; Tephritidae
Gene: Grip163
Product: gamma-tubulin complex component 6
Biological process (GO): cytoplasmic microtubule organization; meiotic cell cycle; microtubule nucleation
Cellular component (GO): centrosome; gamma-tubulin complex; equatorial microtubule organizing center
Molecular function (GO): microtubule minus-end binding; gamma-tubulin binding
Source: RefSeq, a predicted model, not a curated record